Ruditapes philippinarum (Manila clam) is the source of this 1589-nucleotide messenger RNA. RefSeq lists its product as uncharacterized. The record is from RefSeq and is a predicted model, not a curated record. The coding region runs from base 145 to 633 and encodes 162 amino acids. The transcript has 6 exons. Lineage: Eukaryota; Metazoa; Mollusca; Bivalvia; Venerida; Veneridae.
AUAGCAAAGUUAAAGAAAAAUCACAUCAUGGGGAACAUGAUCCAUGGUUUUCGAUGAUUUCAAUAUAUCACAAAUAACGACAGUGGACCUCCUCCCACUAAGAAAAGAAAACUCGAAGACGGCAGCAGUGCCAUUGGAGGCUCAAUGUAUGAAAAAGAUUUAGAAAUACAUUAUUUGCAUUCGGAAAUAAAACGUUUAAAGGAAUCGUGCGUGUCUAUUGAAGAUUAUGAAGAGAUGAAAAAUAAAUAUCUAAUAGAAAAGAAUGCUAAGGAUGACGCCUUACGAAGAUUGAGUGCCAUCGCUUCGAGCAAAUUACGGAAUAACAAUCCAAACAUCGCUGACCUUAGUGAUGCAAACAGACCUACAAAAAUAGCCGAAAAGUUGUCAGAGUUAUAUGACAACCAAUGGACAGACGCUUUCGGUAAUCUGGAAAAAGGCAUGAACGAAAGAGAUAUAAUCAACUUUCUGAGGGACAUCUUAAUGAAAUCCUACGCUGAAUGUAAAGCAAUAUCCUCUGAUAACUACUUUGAGAAAGUUCAAAGAUGUAUCGAAUUUCCUCUACAGUGUUCCUUCCAAGCGAACGAAAUUUGCUUAAACACUAAACAUUUAAGUUCGCAGGGUCUGAGCAGUUGAAAUCGAGAUCAGUCCUUCCUGAUAGUUUGAAACAACAAAUUAAGGAAUUCAGAAAAUUUCGUGCGAUGUAUGUAGUCAAGGAUAUCGAAAAGGCAAUAAAAGGAAAACUUAACACACAUUCCAAAAUGAAUGCAGGAGUCGAUAGAUAUAUCUCAAGCUGUGUGGAGAUCACGUGGUUAAUGGUGGUACAGGACCCGCCUCUGGUAUUGUCUGCGACCUCAUCUUCAAAGAUCGAUUCUAAAAUAUUCAGGGAAUACACAAAGCGGGGACCUAAUAUCGAUUACGUUGUCUGGCCAGCCCUUUUUCUUCAUGAAGGAGGUCCUCUGUUAGUGAAAGGGGUUGCUCAAGGAUGUGUUCAACACCAUCGAUAUCGAUAAUUUUAUAGAUCGUCAGUUUGUUUUAAUUAGAUGUUGAUAUUCCAUGUUUAUUACUUGUUAUUUGUGUUGACGUACGAUAGAUUGAACAAAAGAAAGAAAGAACGAACAAGCGAAUGAAUAAAAAAUAACGAAUUGAUUAAUAAAUGAAUUUCGGUUCACAACAAUCCGACAAAAGAGUAAACAAUUGCCGAUUAAAUAUUAUAAUAACAUUCAUGUUACAAAUUAUAGUAUAACAUCACGUAAUGAAGAAAAUAAUUAUAACACCUUGUAAAACAUAGUUUGCAUUUUUGCAUGAUUUAUAAGAACAGCGAAUGGUACAAAUACGUUUACAGUUUUGACUUAGGUUGAUCUCAUGACUCUUAUCAUAAUUAUAAUCUGUAGAAUUAAAUAUAGUGUUAUGUGUUGAAUAGCGAAUGUAAAACGAAAACGUAAGUGUUGUUAUAUUUUUCAGUUGCUUUUUCGGGCUCAUUUCAGCAUGGUAGUAUUGAUGAUUGAAUACCGCCAGGUUAAACCGGUGAUUGUCGGCAUGAGAAAUGUUGAACUUAACAUGAUCUCUCAUUUAUUUAACAGACUCAAUUA